CUCCAGACAAAGCCCACGCAGCAAGAUGAAGGAAUCACCAGCUGGAAGUUGGUGUUCCUGCUUUGGGCUGGGAAAACCAUCCUCUGGGGCCACACGCCAAUGGCAGCACAAUGCCAGGGAGCCCUCAGAGACAGAAGUCGUAGUCCUGGCAGGUGAAUCGAGCCCUUGUCAACCCAGAAGAGUCAGAGCAAGUAGCGAUGAUGGGCGGUGUGCUUCCAUCAAUGCACAGCUCUUAGGAAGCACGAAUCGCUGCGCUUCAGAUGACAGCCUUGCGCAUAACAACAGUGACGGACACAAGGCGCUCAUCCAAGUUCAAGCCCUCAUUUCCCCCAGCUCUGCUGAAGAUGCUGACCUGAGCCUGCCAGCCACCACAGUCACCAGCCUGGACUGUGAGCCAGCACCUCUGCAGUGCAGCCCAGCCCAAGCACAGUCCGAGUGCCCCGACAGCAGCACAUCCAUGCAGGAGCAGGUCAGCAUCAGCGAGGAGAAGCAGAGCCUGUUGGAAGGGACUUAG
Meleagris gallopavo (turkey) is the source of this 514-nucleotide messenger RNA. NCBI's taxonomy places the organism in Eukaryota, Metazoa, Chordata, Aves, Galliformes, Phasianidae. The record is from RefSeq and is a predicted model, not a curated record.